Lepisosteus oculatus (spotted gar) is the source of this 622-nucleotide messenger RNA. NCBI's taxonomy places the organism in Eukaryota, Metazoa, Chordata, Actinopteri, Semionotiformes, Lepisosteidae. The record is from RefSeq and is a predicted model, not a curated record.
UCUGUACCUGUACUGUGUGUGUCUGUAAUUGUACUGUGUGCGUCUGUACCUAUACUGUGCUUUGUGUAACUCAACUCUACCACACUCUGCUGUACUGUCUCUCUCAGUGAUGCUCUGGGAUGAGACAGUGAGAGCUCCAGUAAUUGAGACAGAAGAGAUCAAUAGUGACCUUCCACCAGAAGGAGCACUCUGCUGUCUGUCAGACGCAGAUGCAGAGACAGCCAGGAGACCGAGAGACAGCGCCAGCGAGGAGGAUGAAGACGGCGAGGAAGGGGCCGAGCUGGACGAGGACGAGGAGGAGGAGGAGGAGGAGGAAGAAGAAGAGGACGGAGGAAGCGAGGAGGAGAGGGAGAGAAGAAGGGGCCGAGAGGAUACCUCCAGCCUGGCCCCCCUCAACUGCAACCAGCGCCUUUCUGACAGCGACUCCCAGCUCAGCAAGGACUCCCUCCUGUCCGUGGGCGGGGACCUGCAGGAGUUCGCCCAGCGCCCCGCGCCCCGAGACGUCACCGUGCAGUGCAGGAUCACCAGGGACCGGAAGGGCAUGGAGAAGGGCGUGUUCCCCACCUACUACCUGCACCUGGAGAGGAGUGACGGCAAGAGGGUCAGGGGGACGUGUGGACUU